Messenger RNA from Cicer arietinum (chickpea), 3096 nucleotides. Its product is annotated as DNA repair protein RAD4. Gene Ontology annotation, molecular function: damaged DNA binding; single-stranded DNA binding. Gene Ontology annotation, cellular component: XPC complex; cytoplasm; nucleotide-excision repair factor 2 complex. NCBI's taxonomy places the organism in Eukaryota, Viridiplantae, Streptophyta, Magnoliopsida, Fabales, Fabaceae. Gene Ontology annotation, biological process: nucleotide-excision repair; mismatch repair. The record is from RefSeq and is a predicted model, not a curated record.
ACGCAUGUAGCGUAGCACAAAGAAGGUUUAUUUCUUUCUCAAACAGAUUUGGGCGCGACGUGUUUGUUCACUUCCCUCUCUCUCUCUCUCUCUCUAAAGAAUGCCACGCAGAGGAAGCGGUUCACAACGGAAGAAGCCAUCUUCACCCUCAGAAGAUGAAACGGGACCCAAACACAACACCGAAGGAUCACUGUCCGAAAUAUCUCGGGAUGCUGUGGGAAAACUUCUGCGCCGUGCUAACAAAGUUGGCACUUACAAGAAAAAGACAGUGGUUGACUUUGAGCCAGAACUAAAUGAAGCUCAACUCCUGGAAUCGAUUCUCCUACCAAAAACUUCAGAAGUUGAACACUGUAGUAGAAAUUCCAUUGCAAAUGAUUCUGCUGAAGAGAAAUGUGGUCAUGUAAGUUUAGACCAGGGAUACAUGGACAACAAGGAAGAACUGGAUGACUCAGAUUGGGAAGAUGGUACAGUUGCCAUGGAUGAUCAUCCUAUGACAAUAGAAUUGAAUGUGACCCCUGUUUCUUCUGUACAGAAACAAAUACGACGAGCUUCUGCUGAAGACAAGGAAUUGGCUGAACUUGUGCACAAGGUUCAUUUGCUUUGUUUACUUGCUCGUGGAAGAUUAAUAGACAGUGCUUGUGAUGAUCCUGUUAUUCAGGCUUCUCUGCUUUCUCUACUUCCAGCUCACUUGCUCCAGCUAUCAAAUGUCACAAAACUCACUUCGAAAGCUCUACAUCCUUUAAUCUCAUGGUUCCAUGACAAUUUCCAUGUUAGAAACCGUACAAAUGGAGAAAAGUUGCCUCAUUUUGCUUUGGCAUCAGCUUUAGAAUUACGCGAGGGUAGUCUUGAGGAGAUUGCAGCUUUAUCCGUGGCACUAUUAAGAGCUUUAAAUCUUACAGCCAGGUUCGUAUCCAUUUUGGAUGUUUCGUCUCUUAAACCAGGCCAAUCCUUCAGACCAAUCGCAAGUGGAUCUAGUAAGGGGAUAUUUAAUACUUCAACACCAAUGGUAUCGAAGCAAAAAUUGGAUUUUAAGUCGCCUAAAAAGUCAUUGUCUUCUUAUGAGAGAGAAAAACCUUGUGAAAGUUCUCUUGGUCAAUCACGGAAACGUAAGAAACGCCGUUCAACAAGCAAUAUGGAUCAGUCUACAGAUCCUUCUGUUGCUGAAGACUUGAAUUGUAGUGUAACAAAUUCACAAACUUCUGAGCCACAAGAUAGUAACCAAGGCGGAUCACAUAUAACCGAUGAAUCUCAUAAAUCAAAGAGGAAGGGGGAUCUUGAAUUUGAGAUGCAGUUAGAAAUGGCUCUUUCUGUUACAGCAAUUGAUUGUUCAAAGAGUAAAGUGGAGUCAGGUGCAAAUGCUGAUUCAUCAAAUUUUUCUUGUCCAUCAAAAAGAAUGAAAAGAGUUAUAGGUGAAGAAUCUUCAACCUCCCCCCAACUAAUUUCUACAGCACUUGGAUCAAUGAAAGUAGGAUCUCCUUUGUAUUGGGCAGAAUUAUAUUGCAGUGAAGAAAAUUUGACAGGAAAGUGGGUGCAUAUUGAUGCUGUGAAUUCGAUUAUUGACGGAGAAGACAAGGUUGAAGCCAUGGUUGCUGCAUGCAAAACAUCUUUGAGAUAUGUCGUUGCUUUUGCUGGGCAGGGGGCCAAAGAUGUGACCCGCAGGUACUGUACGAAGUGGUACAAGAUAGCAUCACAACGGGUUAAUUCAACGUGGUGGGAUUCAGUGUUGGCACCACUGAGAAACUUAGAGUCUGGGGCAACUGGAGGUGUGAUUCAUUCGAGAACAAACCAAAUCACUGCUACAGAAGCUAACACGAAUGAUUCUUUUGUUCCUACAAGGAGCUCUCUUGAGGAUAUUGAGUUAGAAACUAGGGCAUUGACUGAACCUCUUCCAACCAACCAGCAGGCCUACAAAAAUCAUUCACUUUAUGCCUUAGAAAAAUGGCUUACAAAGUAUCAAGUACUUCAUCCAAAAGGUCCGAUUCUAGGGUUUUGUUCAGGUCACCCGGUUUACCCUAGGACUUGUGUGCAAACUGUUAUGACAAAAAACAGAUGGCUCCGGGAAGGGCUACAAGUGAAACCCAAUGAACAUCCUGUGAAGGAGUUUAAACGUUCCGUUAAGCCUCAGAAGGUUCAAGGUUUUGAAGCUGAAGAUGAUGAUUGCACCACUGAUUCUAAGGAAAAUAUUAAACUUUAUGGGAAGUGGCAACUAGAACCAUUAAAUCUUCCUUGCGCGGUGAAUGGAAUAGUUCCUAAGAACGAUCACGGUCAAGUAGAUGUUUGGUCUGAGAAAUGUCUUCCACCAGGCACUGUGCACUUGAGGUUUCCAAGGGCACAUGUUGUUGCCAAAAGGCUAGAGAUUGAUUAUGCACCUGCCAUGGUUGGUUUUGAAUUUAAAAGUGGCCGAUCAUUUCCUGUCUAUGAUGGUAUUGUGGUGUGCGCCGAGUUCAAGGAUGUACUGCUAGAGGCAUAUGCCGAAGAAGAUGAAAGACAGAAAGCUGAAGAAAAGAAAAUGAAUGAAGCACAAGCUCUUCGUCGGUGGUACCAGCUUCUUUCAUCUAUUUUAACUCGUCAAAGGUUAAAUAAUCGUUAUAAUAACAGUUUGGCGUCAGAGCUAUCAAUCGAUGUCCAGUGUAUGAAUGAUAAUGUGUCUAAUGCCAAAGUUUGUGGUAGUAAUGACAAGAAUAAAACUCACAAACACAAUCAGAUGGACAAAUGUGAUACCAAUCUUGAGGCUUCGUUAAGUAUACCUGUAAAAGACCAUGAGCAUGCUUUUUUGAAAGAGUACGAGAGCUUUGACGAGGAAACCUCUCUCUUGACAAAGCGAUGCCAAUGUGGUUUUUCUGUCCAAGUUGAAGAAUUGUAGUAUUUAAAUGAAACACCUUCAUUCAUGUUCAUGCCUUGAUGCAUAACUAAACAGUCCAUGAUGGUGCGAGACUUUUCGUUAACUUCUAGUUUUGUAGUCUCUAAAACUCUUAAUCAUUUCUCUAUUAGAGAGACUUAGGAUUUUAUGGCUUUGGCUCUACAAUUGGAUGUAAGGUAUAAUAUGUGAUGUAUAUUAUUAAUUAAUCAAAUCUAGUUUUUCUUAUUUAUGACAAA